AUGGCCUCUCACUAUAUCGUACCUGGCGUCUUCACCAUCCCUGAGCUGCUGCUAGCAAUCUACUUCCAUCUUCACGAUCCCCUCAGCCAGAUAUGCUUUAUGCUUCUCUGCAAGGCCACAUGGAGAGUCGGAGUGGGUGAGAGGUGGAAAACCAUUCUAGAUGCUUGGCAGAUCAGGGCGCUCCUUCCUCCCGACGUGGAGAUCCAAGGUCCAUCUCUGUGGCUCAUCCAGAGGAUGGAAGAGAUAUCUCUCUCCCGUGCGAUCACCCAAAGCGAAUGGGACCGUAUCCACCUCUAUCUCGACCAUGUUCGACGGAUCUCCAUAGGCGACGAAAGGCUCGGACUUGACACCCAGCAGAAGCCCAUCUGGGCCUCGCAGCCUCUGUGGAUGCUCUCGAGCUACGAUGGACUCGGGGCUACGCUUCUCUUCCCGGCUCUCCGCCACGUCUCCAUCUCAUUUAUCUGGCCAUCGACAUUGCUUGCAUGCCAAGUGCUGGUCACUCCUUCCCUCCGGUCUUUCUCCAUACGCGCCGAUGCCGGGCUAAGGGAUGCGCUAAAAAGGAUCGACCUCUGGACCGCUCUCGAUCCAUUGCUGGACCUCCUAGCUGAGAACUCCACACGCUUGGAACAGCUCACUCUGGAUCUUUCCACGAUGCUGGCGGACCUGAUGUUCGCCGCUACGCUCGAGGACAGGCUGGUGCUGCUUGUCGCGCGCCUCCAGCAACGGGCAGGCCGACUCCGUACUCUUGCUUUCUCACCUGUGGAAUCAAGAGGCAAGUUUUUGCCCGUCCUUGGCAAUCUGGAUGGGUUGGAAGAGCUCUCUGUCGAUCUCCCUAUGUGGGAUGUCAGCUUAUCCAGCACGCCGGCAUUUCGCACCCUCAAAAGAUUGCGGAUGGGGCCCGCUCGUCUACCACUCUCGAAUGCCUCAUCAUUGCUGUCAAAACUUUUCAGUCCAUCCAUGCAAAGCAUCACGCUGACGACACCGACCUUCCCUGCACUUUCGAAGGUCAUCGAGACCAUCUCCUCCCGCUGGGCUGGAACGAUUCAAGAGGUGUCCCUGCAAAUACACCACUUCUCGCCCACUUUCCACAUGGACCUGGUCGUACUCGGAUGGGACGCGCUCCUUCCCCUCCUGUCCUGCUGUCACCUUACGAUGCUCAGGAUAUGCUUGCCCAACCCCAUCGACCUGACAGAUGAACGGAUCUCCCUCCUCGCCGAUUCGCUCCCCAAUCUCGAGAUACUGUAUCUCUACUGCAAGCGAUGCCUCGCUGCUGUCGAGUACAUUCCUGCUCCAACCAUCCGGGCACUAUUGAUCCUGGCCGAGCUGGAGAAUCUGAAGGAACUGAUGCUCGAUCUCAAUCUUGGAUGCGCCUCCAUCGAGUUGGAAGACCUUAAAGAAGCGCAGAACCCCAUGAUAAAUAGGUUCAAGAGCAAUGUCCUAGGAGGCCCUGUUGCGACAGACGUGGUAAGGCACAGAAUGGGAGUGUUGUUCCCUGCUCUAGACGUGGUGGAUGUCCAGCCCGGGGAAGGCGCGGCUUUUAGCGUGCAGGGGUAUGUGGAGACAGAGUGGACGAAAGAGGACAUGGCCUGGUAG
Molecule: messenger RNA, 1593 nt
Organism: Dacryopinax primogenitus
Lineage: Eukaryota; Fungi; Basidiomycota; Dacrymycetes; Dacrymycetales; Dacrymycetaceae
Exons: 2
Coding region: 1-1593 (530 amino acids)
Source: RefSeq, a predicted model, not a curated record